UCCGCUUACACCCGAACGUCAUCGUCCCAGCAAACACCCGAUAUAAUUACACAACUUCUCCAUUCACUCACUGAUCCAACUCCCCGAUUAACUCAACACUAUAAAACAACAGAAAAGAAAGAGAUAUGACGACGACGACGACACCAUCAUCAUCCACCACCACCAAUACCAAUACCAACAGCAAAGACACUGUCGUAACGGAGGGCGCACCGGCACAUGGCGUGGUAGCGCAUCUGCUGCCGCCGACGUAUAAGCGGAUGGUGGCGAGCUGGCUGGAGGAGGAUGCGCCGAGCUUCGACUAUGGCGGGUUUGUGGUCGGGGAGGAGGUAGGGGAGGCGAGGCUUUUGGGGAAGAGCGAGGGCAUCAUCGCCGGCAUCCCCUUCUUCAACGAAGUCUUCCGCCAACUAGACUGCACCGUGACCUGGCACCUCCAAGAAGGCCAGCCCAUCCACCCACCCGCCACGCACUGCGCCACCGUCCGCGGCCCCAUGCGCAAGCUCCUCCUCGGCGAACGCGUCGCGCUCAACACGCUCGCGCGCUGCUCCGGCAUCGCGUCCCAGACAGCCCGCACGCUCGCCCUGCUGCGCGCCGCCGGCUACACCGGCACGCUCGCCGGCACGCGCAAGACGACGCCCGGGUUCCGGGUCGUGGAGAAGUACGGCAUGCUUGUUGGCGGGGCGGACGCGCACAGGCUUGAUCUGAGCCAUAUGACUAUGCUGAAAGAUAAUCAUGUGUGGGCUGUGUCUGGGGAGGGACAGGGGGGGGCUAUCGCGGCGGCGGUGCGCAAGGCGAGGAGCGCGGGCGGGUUCGCGACUAAGGUCGAGGUCGAGUGUCGGAGUUAUGAGGAGGCUGUUGAGGCGGCGGAGGCGGGCGCGGAUGUGGUGAUGUUGGAUAAUUUUAGUGCCGAGGGGGCGCGGGCGUGUGCGGCGAGACUGAAGGAGAGGUUUGCGCGGGGGACGGGGAGGGGCUUGUUGGUGGAGGUGAGUGGCGGGUUGACGGAGGGGAAUAUUGGCGAGUUUGUGUGUGCGGAUGUGGAUGUGGUGAGCACGAGUAGUAUUCAUCAGGGGGUGAGGCAUGUGGAUUUUUCGCUCAAGGUGGUGCCGAAGGCGUGAGGGCUUGGUGUCUGUCUGUCUGUCUGUCUGUCUGUCUGUCUGUCUGUCUGUCUGUCUGUCUGUCUGUCUGUCUGUCUGUCUGUCUGUCUGUCUGUCUGUCAAGGCGGAUGGAUGCUACAUGGCGAGGUUCAGUAGGUAGAGCAGAAGAGCAUCACGAUCGAACCAUGUCGAACGGUGUAUAUUGUUCUUGCACACACACAGUAACGUAUACGAUACGAUACGUACACUCCUGCCUCAGGCACACCCGCAUAAUCCACCACGUGCAUCCGUCCUGAAACGCUCCACUCCAAGCAUCGUGACACAUGGACAGACACGCGC
Molecule: messenger RNA, 1430 nt
Organism: Pseudovirgaria hyperparasitica
Lineage: Eukaryota; Fungi; Ascomycota; Dothideomycetes; Acrospermales; Acrospermaceae
Product: nicotinate-nucleotide pyrophosphorylase-like protein
Exons: 3
Coding region: 126-1112 (328 amino acids)
Biological process (GO): NAD+ biosynthetic process; quinolinate catabolic process
Cellular component (GO): cytoplasm
Molecular function (GO): nicotinate-nucleotide diphosphorylase (carboxylating) activity
Source: RefSeq, a predicted model, not a curated record